Molecule: messenger RNA, 1672 nt
Organism: Limulus polyphemus (Atlantic horseshoe crab)
Lineage: Eukaryota; Metazoa; Arthropoda; Merostomata; Xiphosura; Limulidae
Product: tubulin beta chain-like
Exons: 6
Coding region: 86-1423 (445 amino acids)
Biological process (GO): microtubule cytoskeleton organization; mitotic cell cycle
Cellular component (GO): microtubule; cytoplasm
Molecular function (GO): structural constituent of cytoskeleton; GTPase activity; GTP binding
Source: RefSeq, a predicted model, not a curated record
GCCGUGUCAAGUUUGCGUCAUUGCGGGUUGGAACAUCAGACAAAGAGGACAUUUUCUGAAAGUGUACAACUGAGAAACCACUAAGAUGAGAGAAAUUGUGCAUAUCCAAGCUGGCCAGUGUGGUAAUCAAAUAGGUGCUAAGUUCUGGGAGGUGAUCUCUGACGAGCAUGGUAUCGACCCAAUCGGAGCUUAUCAUGGAGACUCGGACCUGCAGUUAGAGAGAAUCAACGUUUAUUACAAUGAAGCUUCAGGAGGUAAAUAUGUCCCUCGUGCUAUAUUGUUGGAUUUGGAGCCUGGUACAAUGGACUCUGUUCGAUCUGGACCUUUUGGACAGCUGUUUCGUCCUGAUAAUUUUGUAUUUGGUCAGAGUGGAGCAGGAAACAACUGGGCCAAAGGUCACUACACUGAAGGUGCUGAACUUGUAGACACUGUUCUAGAUGUUGUGAGGAAAGAGUCGGAAAGUUGUGAUUGUCUCCAGGGUUUCCAGUUGGCUCACUCUCUAGGAGGAGGAACUGGAUCUGGAAUGGGGACCCUCCUGAUCUCCAAGAUUCGGGAAGAAUAUCCCGAUAGGAUUAUGAACACUUUCAGUGUUAUGCCAUCACCAAAGGUAUCUGACACAGUUGUGGAACCGUACAAUGCUACUCUCUCUGUUCACCAGCUUGUGGAAAACACAGAUGAAACUUUCUGUAUUGACAACGAAGCUCUGUAUGACAUUUGUUUCCGUACCCUCAAACUGACCACUCCAACAUAUGGUGACCUAAACCAUCUGGUGUCUGUCACGAUGUCUGGAGUCACUACUUGCCUAAGGUUUCCUGGCCAACUGAAUGCUGACCUUAGAAAACUUGCUGUCAACAUGGUUCCUUUCCCUCGACUACAUUUCUUCAUGCCAGGUUUUGCACCACUUACAUCCAGAGGGAGCCAGCAGUACAGAUCACUUACUGUACCUGAACUAACUCAACAAAUGUUUGAUGCCAAGAACAUGAUGACAGCUUGUGAUCCUCGCCAUGGCCGCUAUCUAACAGUUGCAACAAUCUUCCGUGGACGCAUGAGCAUGAAAGAGGUUGAUGAACAGAUGUUGAAUAUCCAAAACAAGAACAGUAGUUACUUUGUCGAAUGGAUCCCCAAUAACGUCAAGACAGCCGUGUGUGACAUUCCUCCACGAGGGCUGAAGAUGAGUGCUACCUUCAUUGGAAAUAGCACUGCUAUCCAGGAAAUCUUCAAGAGGAUCUCUGAACAGUUUACUGCUAUGUUCCGACGAAAGGCUUUCUUACAUUGGUACACUGGUGAAGGAAUGGACGAAAUGGAAUUUACUGAGGCAGAAUCCAACAUGAAUGAUCUGGUGUCUGAGUACCAGCAGUACCAGGAAGCCACUGCUGAGGAUGAGGGGGAAUUUGAUGAGGAAGAACCCUUGGAAGAAGCCUAAAUUCCAUUUCUUGAAAUAAAUUUUUCCUAAGCAGAUUGUAGGACAUCUUAACUUGCUAACAUUUAGUUUUUAUGUGUUCAGAUGUCUUAGCUUAUGCAGAUAAUUUAAUGCUCAAAUUUUUAGUCUAUCAGAAAAAUCUCUUUUUGGUUAAAGAAUGAGAAACAUCUGUUGUCUGCAAUGGUGAAUUUUGUAUAUUUAGUUUUUAAAUUAUUAAACAUUUUUUCAGAUUUUUUAACACCUAUAAACCAA